This is a messenger RNA of Aspergillus ibericus CBS 121593, 288 nucleotides long. RefSeq lists its product as uncharacterized. The annotation marks the transcript as partial. NCBI's taxonomy places the organism in Eukaryota, Fungi, Ascomycota, Eurotiomycetes, Eurotiales, Aspergillaceae. The record is from RefSeq and is a predicted model, not a curated record. The transcript is spliced from 2 exons.
AUGCCUCCUCCGUCGAGACGUCUCCUCAUCUUCCAGGAGGCGCGCAAUCCGCAAAACUCCGCUGAGCUCGUGUACGUGCCCGUCAACAAACUGGGCCUGCCGAUUUGCGGCAGUGGACCGGAAUUGCCGUCCAUUCUGGAGCUGCCGUUGCGGAUUUUGAGGGCGUUUACGGAUAUCUUUAAUCAGCCGAAGUAUAAGGGGUGGGCGCUGGUAGGUGCUGGACCAUAUCAUGAUACUUCCGAAGAAGGGAAGUAUUAUGCGGUGGUGCUCGAGCAGGUGCAGGAAGUC